Molecule: messenger RNA, 2906 nt
Organism: Rhipicephalus sanguineus (brown dog tick)
Lineage: Eukaryota; Metazoa; Arthropoda; Arachnida; Ixodida; Ixodidae
Gene: KrT95D
Product: phosphofurin acidic cluster sorting protein 2
Exons: 19
Coding region: 264-2519 (751 amino acids)
Biological process (GO): protein localization to plasma membrane
Source: RefSeq, a predicted model, not a curated record
GCCCCCUUCUCGUAUCCUAUGUGUGUGCGCGCUUGUGUCACGGUCACCGCUUCGGGCGUGUGAUCAUGAGUGUGUGUUGUCGUCGUCGGUGUUUUUCGUGGCGUGGUCGUGCGGUGUGAGUGUGCGUGAGGCCGUAGAUGCUCAUGGCUGCAACGAGAGCGGCACCGGGAACAACGAGCGCCGGAGACCGCUGAGAUCGCCGAGGUUUUAGGCUUACGCGCACGUAGGGGCUGGACUUGCCGAGCCUUCAUUCGCCGCGCAGCAUGGGGGACAGCGGCAAGCCGACGGCGCGGCCGCCGAGCGCCCGCCCCGUGCCUAUGAAGCUGUUCGCUGCCUGGGAGGUGGACAAGACGACGCCCAACUGCAUACCCAGGCAAUGUUCGUUCACGCUGACCCGCCUGCUGUUGCUACGGCCGCUGGGUGGUGAGGUUUCUGCGAUCAGCAUCGCUGUCAAGAUGCAGAGCUCCAAGCGUACGCUGCGCUCCAAUGACAUCCAGGUGCCAAACAGUGGACUGCUGGACACGGAGCUUGACCUUUCCUUCUCCCUUCAGUACCCGCACCUGCUCAAGGGGAGCAGUGGUGGCGCCAACCAGUUGCUGGUGACACUACAGCGGCGCAAGCGGUACAAGAACCGUGCCAUGCUUGGCUACAAGACCAUCGCCACGGGUGCCAUCAACAUGGCUGAGGUGCUGCAGCGCCCGAUGGAUCGGGAGCUGGAGCUGCUCGCCUCGGAGGACACAGGAGGCGGUGGAGGGGGCGGCGCUGCUCCAACAGCUGUGGGCCGAGUCCAGCUGGACUCUCUGAGCAGCCAGCCGGUGGAACAAGAGCUCAAGGCCACUGGGCAGCACGAUGCGGAGCGGUCAGCCACAGACGAGGAGUCAUCAUCGUCGUCCAAUGAUGAGGCGAGUGACAGUGAGGCAGCGGGUGAUGAGCCGCACAACGAAGAGGCCCUGCUGCGCUGUCGCCGGCGGUCGUCGCAGAUGCGCAAGAGAAACAUCAAGCAGAAGUUCAUAGCCCUGCUGAAGAAGUUCCGGGUGCCGGACGCUGAGGCAUUUGGCACGGAUCCGGGAUUGGAGCAGGAACUGCUGGAGAAGCCCGGCCUGCAAGAGCUCCUGCUGGACGAACUGGGGCUGUCGGAGGAAGACAGCGGGGGCGGCGAGGACGACCUGAGCCUGUGCUCGUCGACGCCCAAGCCUAGUCUCAGGCCUUUCUUCUCCUCGGCCACGUUGGUGCCACUCGCCGACGACUCACGGGGUCAGGACUCGGACAGCAUACAGGACACGGACGAGGAGAGCCCGCCUGCACAGGAGGCAGCACCGCCACCACCCACGCCCCGGGAAGAUGCGGCUGGGGUUCAGCGUGUCCUGGAACAGUUGUCGCGCCUCCUGCCGCCCGAAGAGUCGGCGCUGCCCGAAAAGCUCAUCCUGGCCGAAGCGCCACUGCCGCGUCCACUGCCCACGCUGCCCGUGCUGAUCCUGGGCAGUGCCGACCUGCGUGCCGCUUUCGGUGCCCUCGUUGGGCGGCUGCAGAAGUUCUGCCACUGCAAUGCGCGGCCCCCCGGUACGAUUCGCGUCGGGGUUCUCGGAUCGGAGACCUUCCUCUCCGCGCUGGUGCGCCUCUACGUCGAGCAACUGUCGGCGAAGCCGCCCGAGUGGCAGGCCUACCUGCGGUUCUUCCCCAUGCCUGCAACCUCCAGUGGUGCAGCGAGUGGGCCCCUGCUGCGGCACCUGUGUGCCGUGGACAACUGCUACUCCUCCCAGUUCGCGGAAGGCUGGCUGGACGAGGCCGAGCAGCGGGCGGCCGACUACCUUUCCUCGGCACAUGCCACGCUGCAGCUGCCCAUAGCCGAAGCCAUGAUCAACCAUCGGCCACCCAACAGCUCAGAAGAUGAAUCCAGCCAAGUGUUCGUGCCCUUCAUCAGCGACGUCAAGAUCGGUGCUGAAGGAGGAGGGGGAAGCUCGGUGGAUGUGGAGGAAUGCCUGGGCAGCUCUCCACCAGCUGCCGAGAGCACAACACCACCGUCAUCGCCCAGUAUAGGAGGGGCUGCCGUGGCGACAGCAACCCAAAUGGCCAGCUCUGCGACAGGGGGUAGCACGUGGAGUCCAUGCGAAGCCAUGGAACUCCAGCUGGACUAUUGGACUCUGCAGCGUAAAGGGGGGGCCGAACCCUGUCGUUUCUCCCUCAAGGGGGCCUUCAGGUCACUGCAGGUCUGGCGACUGGCAGUCUCCGAGGUGCUUGGACCUUGCCUAAGCCUGAGCUAUGUCACAAGAGAGAAGAAGCAGAAAAUCAUGCGUCUGGGCAAGAAGAAAGAGGGCGAGCGGGAAGCAAGACGCUGCCAGCAAGUGGAAGGGGUGCAGCGACUCAUCUGUUCCUGCCGCAACCUCCAACCACCACUCAGAGUGUCCAUCGACGGGGUAGAGUGGACGGGCGUCAAGUUCUUCCAGCUGAGCGCCCAGUGGCAGACGCACAUCAAAUACUUUCCCAUCGGCCUCUACGUCGCCCCCGAGGCGGCUCACUGACCACCCUCCUCCUCUCCCCCCACACUCCCACCAGAUAGAUCCCGGCCCCUAUUUAUUGACUAGCCUAUUUAUUGCCCUCAGCACCCGUUAGUGUUAAUCGUUUUCCAGCCCCCCCCCCCCCACGUGAUCCUCCUAUUAUCCCAGUCUGCUGUUGUGUGUUUUGUACAGUGCUCUGGAAGCGUACGAUGCGUCAUCUCUUUGAGACCCCCCCACCCCGUGAGCAGCCGUCCAGUGUGCGAUGCUGCGAGCGGCGUAGUUCACAGUGUACACAGCGCCGUCAAUGCGGAAUCGAAGCCUGCGUCAUAGCGCAAGGCUCGAUCAGUGCUGGGGCGCUGGCGAUGUGAAGCUACGCGCAAUAGCGAUUGAAUAAAACGAUUGUGUACAUUA